Molecule: messenger RNA, 2126 nt
Organism: Harpegnathos saltator (Jerdon's jumping ant)
Lineage: Eukaryota; Metazoa; Arthropoda; Insecta; Hymenoptera; Formicidae
Product: serine protease 53
Exons: 13
Coding region: 2-1609 (535 amino acids)
Biological process (GO): proteolysis
Molecular function (GO): serine-type endopeptidase activity
Source: RefSeq, a predicted model, not a curated record
GAUGUUGCAAAGCUUCGUUUCCUGCUUUCUCCUCGCCGGAUGUAUCACGUCCUUCGUGGAGCGAGCGGAUUCUCUUUUGGACCCUCGCAUCGUGGGAGGUACGACAGCUGACAUAAAGCAACAUCCUUAUCAAUUGAGCCUGCAGCAAAUGAUAGCGAGCCUCCGACGAUCUUACCAUAUUUGCGGCGCUUCCAUUAUCAGUGAGAAAUGGGCUGUCACUGCGGCUCAUUGCGUAAGCGAGCCGUACGCUUACAGACUCGCUGCAGGAAGCAACGACAAAUACAAGGGCGACUAUUAUCAAGUUAAAAGGAUCGUUCGACACCCAGCUUAUACUUUCGAGACAACCGAUUACGAUAUCGCCCUCCUCGAGGUCGACGGCGAAAUCAGAUUUAACGAUAACGUGCAGCCAGUGAAGCUGGCGGAAAAGGAGCCCGCGAGCGACGCGAUGGUGAAUGUUACCGGAUGGGGCACGGUGGCGCUAUCAAACAAUCGGGACUCAUCCCUAUUGAUGAGAGUGUCGCUGCCGAUCGUGAGCAGGGAAAUUUGUCGGGUGAAAUAUUGGUUCGUCCACGUCGUCACCGGCAAGAUGAUCUGCGCCGGCUACGAUAAGGGCGGCAAAGACGCGUGCCAAGGUGACUCGGGCGGGCCUCUCGUCGCCAAUGGCACCCUCUACGGAAUUGUAUCCUGGGGACUCGAAUGCGCUAAGCCGGAUUAUCCCGGCGUUUACACCAACAUCGCGGCCCUUCGCCGCUGGAUAAAACGGAUCAGCGGUCGAUUCACUCCGGCCAGUCUCAGCGGAGGGUUUCCAUUAGUCGUGAUCAGACCGAUCAGACGCGAGUGUGAAAGGAUGUCGGCCAUACUGAUCCUGUUCCUCUGCGUUCUGCUGGCGCACACCGUUAAUACCGAGAGGCAGCAAUAUGUGGACAUCGCGGAUUACCCGUACCACGUAUCGAUCGAAAUAGCGGGACAACACGCAUGCAGCGGCGCGUUCAUACACGAGUCCUGGAUUAUGACCGCGGCGUCCUGCAUUUUUAGGGCCGAGCUGCCGGCGAUAACCGUGCGCGCCCGCACAUCCGUCGUCUCCGCGGGCGGCGACGUACUGGAGAUAAGCAAUGCGGUGGUGCAUCAAAGUUUCGAUAAGUACGUGUACUUCAACGACAUAGCGCUCGUCAAGCUGAAAAUUCCGGCGGAGUUUGGCGAGAAGUUGCUGCCAAUCGGACUGCCCGAGAAAGGGACUCGAGUGGACCGCGAUGGAGCAACAGCUGUCGUGACCGGCUGGAAGCGAACUCCGGAGGAGCUCGGACCGGCGGCGAGCGCCGGAGGCGAGCUCGCGGCGGCCGCUGUGGCGAUCGUAAAUCACGAUACGUGCGCCGGGAUGUUGCCGAGCUACAAGCCGUUGUCUAAGGAGAUGCUGUGCGCCGGUAACACGAGCCGCGGCGCGGAAACGUGUCAGGGUGAUCCAGGUGCGCCUUUGGCCUCGGAGAGGACGUUAAUUGGCGUUCUAUCCUACGGAUUAGGAUGCGAGAGCGCGAUGCAUCCGGGAGUGUAUACCCGCAUCGGCAGUUACUUACCUUGGAUCUUUGCAAACUCAGGCAUCAAUUACUUAUGAGGCGGCGCGCAUAAACCACCACCACGGUUGAUUUCAAUUAGUUGCACACCGACUGGAGCUGCAUCGAUAAAUCGGACUCGCAUCAAAUUCGCUUGACUUUUAUCUGCACGGCCAUUUAAAAUCUUUACAAGGAACAAAAGAUGGACGCCGAGAGACACAACACUACGGGAGUGUUUGGACGCACAAGAAGCCCGUGACGCAAAAGAUUCAGAAUUGUGUCGCUCCAUGCUUCAGCAUCUCCCUUAAUUUUUCUCCUUUCUUUUCAAUAUUUGAAAUUCAUUUAAAUAAAUAUUAUUGUACGUUAACAUUGAAGGUAAAAUUCAUUUAAUUCUGACCUGACUGUAACUCUUUAACCAAGCAUUCCCGCCACUGUUUCUUGCAGGAACUCUUUUGUUUGCUCAAUGAGAACAAUAGAACCGCACGUAGUCAACCCACUCGUUUUGAAACACUCUGUAUAAUGCUUUACGAACUACAUUGCCCUCCCUUGAUGCUGCAAUUAUUGUAGUUACCGCUUUUC